Ceratotherium simum simum (southern white rhinoceros) is the source of this 1830-nucleotide messenger RNA. It is a transcript of the gene OTOP1, whose product is annotated as otopetrin 1. The record is from RefSeq and is a predicted model, not a curated record. Lineage: Eukaryota; Metazoa; Chordata; Mammalia; Perissodactyla; Rhinocerotidae. Gene Ontology annotation, molecular function: proton channel activity. Gene Ontology annotation, cellular component: membrane. Gene Ontology annotation, biological process: proton transmembrane transport; inner ear morphogenesis.
AUGCCCGAGGGCCAGAGGGCUCCUGCCUCUCCCCGGACGGCUCAUAGGGCCCGGGACAGGGGCUCGUCUGGGCUUGCGGUCUGCCCGCCACCCCAGCGCCCGGCCCCGGGGUUCCCGGAGUCCCCGGCCCCUCGGCGGGGCGCCGUCUGCGCUAGUGUCCCGCAGAAGCUGGCCGAGGCGCUGAGCAGCCAGUACGGGCUGAACGUGUUCGUGGCGGGGCUGCUGCUCCUGCUGGCCUGGGCCGUGCACGCCUCGGGCGUGGGCAAGAGCGACCUGCUCUGCUUCCUCACGGCGCUCAUGCUGCUGCAGCUACUCUGGAUGCUGUGGUACGUGGGCCAUAGCUCCGCGCACCGUCGCCUCAUCCGCCUCAAGGACACGCACGCCGGCGCGCGCUGGCUCCGCGGUAGUAUCACAUUGUUUGCAGUCAUUACCAUCAUCCUGGGAUGCCUUAAAAUUGGGUACUUCAUUGGAUUUUCUGAAUGUUUAUCAGCCACAGAAGGAGUUUUCCCUGUCACACAUGCGGUGCAUACUCUGCUGCAGGUAUAUUUUCUUUGGGGGCAUGCGAAGGAUGUCAUUCAGUCUUUCAAAACACUGGAAAGGUUUGGAGUCAUCCACUCGGUGUUCACCAACCUGCUUCUGUGGGCCAACAGCGUCCUGAAUGAGUCAAAGCACCAACUGAACGAGCACAAGGAGCGGCUCAUCACCCUGGGCUUUGGGAACAUAUCUAUAGAUUUAGAUGACCACACACCUCCGUGUAAUUGCACACCCCUGGCUUUCUGCUCCGUCAUCUCACAGGGGAUUUACUACCUCUACCCUUUCAACAUCGAGUAUCAGAUUCUGGCUUCCACUAUGCUCUAUGUCCUGUGGAAAAACAUUGGACGAAAAAUUGACAGUCAUCAGCCUCAGAAGAUGCAUUUCAAGUUUCACGGGGUCAUGGUGGGCUCGGUCCUGGGCCUGACCGUGCUGGCAGCCACGAUCGGGGUUGUGGUGGUGUAUCUGAUUCAGAUAGGGCGUUCCAAAACCAAGAGUGAGUCGGCACUCAUCAUGUUCUAUGUGUACGCCAUCACCUUGCUGGUGCUCAUGGGGGCUGCAGGGCUGGUUGGAAUCCAGAUUUACAGGAUAGAUGAGAAAUCACUAGAUGAGUCCAAAAAUCCAGCCCGCAAAGUGGACGUGGACCUCUUGGUGGGCACUGCCUUCGGCUCCUGGCUCAUCUCCUGGGGCUCAAUCUUGGCCGUGCUCUGUGCCGAGUCCUGCCCCCCGUAUACCUGGUACAACCUGGCCUACUCCAUCCUGGUGAUCGUGGAGAAAUACAUCCAGAACCUCUUCAUCAUCGAGUCCACCCACCGAGAGCCCGAGAAGCUCUCCGAGGACAUCAGAACCCUGCGGGUGGUCACAGUCUGCAAUGGCAAUGCCGCAUACCAUGUUUCCUCCUGCCUCGAGAGCGGAGCUGUGGCCGGGGCCGUGGCUCCCCAGGGCAGCGAGAUGCCACAUGCAGUCGUCAGAAACAUGAGUCUACGAGAAGGCUGUGGCAAAGAGCAAGAGGAGAGGCGCCGGGAAGGGGCCCCGGGCUCAGCCUGCCGCCCCCGUUUCUUGCAGGGCAAUGCCAAGAGGAGAGUCUUGAAGAAUAUUGCAGCCUUUUUGUUCCUCUGCAAUAUUUCGCUGUGGAUCCCUCCCGCCUUCGGCUGCCGCCCCGAGUACGACAACGGGUUGGAGGAAAUUGUGUUUGGCUUUGAACCCUGGAUAAUUGUGGUCAACCUGGCCAUGCCUUUUUCUAUUUUCUACCGAAUGCACGCAGCCGCCUCCCUCUUUGAGGUCUAUUGUAAGAUAUAG